This is a messenger RNA of Cryphonectria parasitica EP155, 2346 nucleotides long. RefSeq names its product family 31 glycosyltransferase. The record is from RefSeq and is a predicted model, not a curated record. Bases 434 to 1972 code for a protein of 512 amino acids. Gene Ontology annotation, molecular function: acetylglucosaminyltransferase activity. The transcript has a single exon. NCBI's taxonomy places the organism in Eukaryota, Fungi, Ascomycota, Sordariomycetes, Diaporthales, Cryphonectriaceae.
CUCUUUCUCCCCUGGCACCUACGAUCCACUGCCAAUCACUUGUCACUCUUUGCCCGCUGCAGUUGUUGAGGCCUUGUUUUCGUCUCACCUUCUCCAUUUCAUCAUCCUUCACUCCCCCCACUUGCCGCCUCUCGUCGCACUGCGCUUAUAGCUUUCCAUUGCUCUGUUGUCGACUACAGCCAAGAGCAGGAUUUUCCAACUCAAUCGACGAUACACACAGAACUGGCACUGACCUCAGACAUUGGGUUUUUUUUGGCCAGAAAUCGCUGGCGACGACGUCGUCCAGUCCUGCCAGCACCAUCGAAGGGCUGCACCCCCACCACGCAACCAACUGACCACUUUCUCUUCCUCCCCUCCCUCGACCAGCGCUCGACCAGCCUUGCUGUGCCGUCUCGAGUGCCGAGCUUACCGUGCGACAUGACAAGGUAGCGCCAUGCUCAUACCACAGCGCUUUCACCGCAUUGUUCCCGCCGUUGUCGUCCUCUUCCUCUGCCUCUUCCUUCUUUCAUCCACCCGCUUCCGAGACGCCGCCCUCAACAGCUCCAUAACGACCAAGCUUACGGGCACAGACAAUGGUGGUGGCAACGGCGCCGAGAAAUCGCAGGCUGCCCUGGAAGAGGAGGCAAAGUUCGGCACCCCGCCUGGGGGCAGCACGCUGCGCCCGCCCCUCGCGCCGGGCCAGUGCAGUCCAGACAUCGAGUUCCUGAGGCGGCAGGAACUGGGCCUGACGGACAACAUCCUCUACUCCAGGCGCUGCGUCACGCCCAAGUUCUCCAGCAAUAUCGACCGCGAGGCCAUCACCAGGCUCGAUACGCCCCUGAUGACCGACAGGACUACCAUCAACCUGACUUCGUGCUCCCAUGUCGAAUCCCUCCCCUGCGAGCCACUUACCAUCCCCGUCCCUCCUGCCUACCCGAAGCAGACCUUUGAGCACUUCAUCUUUGGUGUCGCCACAUACCACGACCGCAUGAUCGAGGCCCUACCCGCCUUCGACCACUGGCUGGCUGGGAGUGGAGCUCCCCUCGUGGCUGUCAUUGUCGACCACGCCCUCCACGACCUCUCCGCCCUCGAGAGCCUGUUUGAACAACACAACAUCAAGCUCAUCACCGUCCACGGCGAGCCACAGCUCACCAUCGACCAAAACCACUUCAUCACCCUGCGACCCACCGUGCAGAACAUCGGCCCGCAGACAAAAUGGGUGGGCAUCUUGGACGAUGACACGUUCUUCCCAUCGCUCUAUGCCCUAAGCGAUGCGUUUAGUGUCCACGACCACACCAAGGAGGUAUGGCUGGGCCAGCUGUCGGAAGACUUCUACUCGGUCCGGUCGUGGGGUUUCUUCGCUUACGGGGGUGCCGGGGUUUUCCUGUCGGUGCCGCUAGCCAAGAAACUGGAACCCUUCCAGGAGCAGUGCCUCGAGGAGGCCGCCCUCCCGUCGGGCGACGGCAUGCUGCGCGACUGCGUGUACUAUCACUCCAAGACGAAGCUGACACUGGUGCCGGGCCUGCACCAGCAGGACAUGAGGGGCGACCUGUCUGGCUUUUUCGAGGCAGGCCUGAAGCCCCUUUCACUGCACCACUGGAAGAGCUGGUACGAGGAGCCCGUGUUCCGGAUCGCCGAGGUGGCCAAGCUGUGCGGCGACUGCUUCCUGCAGCGGUUCCAGUUUGGCGAGGACACCCUCUUCUCCAACGGGUACUCCAUCGCGCUGUACCGCAAGGGCCUGCAGGACCUGAACCUGGACUGGAUGGAGGCGACGUGGAACCAGCACGGGCCCGAGUUUGACUUUAGCAUCGGGCCGCUGCGCCCGGCCCUCAAGAAGCAUGAGAAAAGGAGCUAUCGACUCAAGGACGCCGAGUGGCUUGCGGACGGGCGCCUCCGGCAGAUCUACGUGUACAAGCGAGACUGGCAGAGCGGCGAGGAGAUGGACGAGGUGAUAGAGCUACUGUGGGAUCCGAGCGGCAAGGGCUCUCAUUGAAGCACGCUGUUUGUCUCUUCCACACCUCAAAGUACCUACGGCAGGGCGUUGUGACUGCAGAUGCUGUGUGUUAGGUGCAGGUGGACAGCUCUGGGCACCUAGUGGGUUUCCGUCUUGCAUUUUUGUCUUUUCCUAGCCUUUUGGCUUUGCUAUUUUCUUUGGCUGUUGCUCGGUCGUGGCGUCUGGCGUCUCUACCUCAUACCGCGUAUUCGCGUCUGGCAUGCUGUAGUGGGUUACAUAAUGAAUGCCCACUGAGGAAUGGAGAGAGGAGAGAAGAAGAACCGAGAUCUCCAGGGUACAUAUCAAAUCAGUACAGAAGCCAAGGUCUGAAAUACUGUCAAUAGGCAUCUACCAUGAAAAGUAUAUCAACAUUG